Molecule: messenger RNA, 1550 nt
Organism: Bactrocera dorsalis (oriental fruit fly)
Lineage: Eukaryota; Metazoa; Arthropoda; Insecta; Diptera; Tephritidae
Product: folliculin-interacting protein 2-like
Exons: 5
Coding region: 309-1550 (413 amino acids)
Cellular component (GO): cytoplasm
Molecular function (GO): ATPase inhibitor activity; protein-folding chaperone binding
Source: RefSeq, a predicted model, not a curated record
AGGAGCUUGGCGUGUAGGCGCGCUAUAAUGUGAUAUUAGCGCACAAAAAAGUUGUGUGCUUCUUAUUAAACGAACAGUAUUUCGUCUAUAUCAAAUGUCAAAAAAUGUGGAUAACGUUGGGUUGCAGUUUGUUUGCGAAUUUGGCGAAUAUUACAGAUAAUACAUAAAAUUGGUUUAAACAGAAAUAUGAGUUAGCUAUAAGUUAACCUAAAAAUCUAAAGAUGAAAAAUCACUAGUGUGCGGACAUAAGAACACUAAUAUAAAAGUUAGAAGUGUGUUUUAAUUCAACAGCUUUGAACAUACACAUUAUGGCAUUGUUGAACAAACUUUUUUUUCCAACGGCCAAUACAUCUACUAUUUCUACUACAAACUCACUUGCAACGUCUGCAUCGACGUCUGGUACUUCUUCAACAUCUCUUCUUGGUAUAACUUCUGUUCCAGCAGUUUCCUCAGUAAAAUCUUUAGAAAACUCACGAACUUCAGAGUCGAUUUUCAGAGGAAUAAGUGGAGUAACUAGUCAACGCACACAUAACAAUAAUCAAGCGGUACACUCCAAAAAUUAUUUAAGCCAAUUUCCAUUUGAUGGUCGACAAGUGCGAGUCCUCCUUUAUCGAGAAUGCGACAAGACCGGGCGCAAAUUGUUGUUCGACUCCAACGCACUACAAAAAGUGACACUAAAGGAAACAAAUGGUAAUAUUGGCAAAAGCGGUACUGAUCGCUUUACAAGAUUCAGUCAAUACACUACAAACAAUCGCAAUCGAAAUGGUAAUGCGAAUAGUGGUAAAUCUCAAGCCUAUAAAACACAUUCCAGUAAUAGUUUCAUUGAAGUUUGUGAAGAAUAUGGCUAUAAGCAUGUACAACCAAACUCUGCAGAAUUUACUAAUAUUGGAGAAAUGGUAUUCGGAGCGUCGGCUAUGUCCUUUCGCGGAACAGCUUUCAAAGUACAUUGGUUACAACAGCCACCUCGUAUCUUAUGUUCGCAAGUUUUUCUCACACCAGUCUAUUCUGGUAACGGUCAUUCGCCAUACUCGACUAUUUCCACAAACAGUUUGGCCACACCACGUACUUCUAUCUCUAGUGAACAUGGCUCGAUGGACAACUUUUCGAUGAGUUCUUUUUCAAUGCUGGGUUAUCCUUUGAGCAUUGGCCGACAAUUUAGCCUAACUCCAAGUGAUCGUAAUAGUUUUAUAACUAGCCCGCUCGAUGUACCAGAUCAACAGUCAUUAUCAACAGCUUCUGAUGGUGGUAGAGCGGAUAGUGGACCACGUUUUUCUUCAACAUACAGCACUGUUACCGAUUCGGGUUACGAUGGCAUGAGUAGAAGUCAAAUGUCCAGCGAUCAAUGGUCAGCAUCGUAUCAGUACUCUACACGCAGUAGUCUCGGCUCCAUGUCGUCGGAGCAAAUAGACACAUUGCAAAAAUACAAUUUUGAGUCAAUAUAUUUUGCAUAUACACCAUUGUUCGACGAUAAUACAAGUGACGGUAGCCUUCAGCGUCGCAUCUCUCGUAAUCUACGCACAUCGUUCGAGAAUGAACAUAUAUCGGGUUAG